This is a messenger RNA of Moneuplotes crassus, 1211 nucleotides long. NCBI's taxonomy places the organism in Eukaryota, Ciliophora, Spirotrichea, Euplotida, Euplotidae. The record is from the annotation of a GenBank genome assembly.
AUGGAAUUGUUGCAAGAAAGGCCUCAGAAGCCGAGAACAGCAGCCACUACUGCAAGGAAGAGACGCUUCAGAAGGACUAGCUUACCUUCCUUCCAGAAUAACUCUUUAAAACAUACCAGGAAGAUCGGGACAAGUAGUACACAGAAUCUUGAAUCCUUUGGCCCAUCAAAACCUGGACCUGAGAAUUAUUCAAAGCUCAUAAGUAACGAAAUAUUCAACAUACAGGGGAGUUCAGGGAGUAAAGCUAUAAUGGCGACUACUUCUCCUUGUUCACUGCUAAAAUAAGCUUAGAUCAAAAUCGAAAGAAAGAGUUAGUGAGGAAAAGAACAUCAGGCUUAACAUAAAAUUUCCUAUGACUAACAUGGAUCUUGUUGAAGAAAACAAGCCGUUGGAGACCAAACCAAGAUCUCAGACAGGGUAUAAGACCUACAGAAGCACUAAGCCCUCUUUUAGUAUUUUGAGUGGAGCUGAUACGACUUCCAUAAUUCAGGACAAAGAGAAGACGAUCCUAAACCUUAGGAAAAAGUUAACCUACAUGCAAGGGAAUCAGCCAAUUCAAAAAUCAGGAAUGAUGGCUGAAGAGAAUAAAACAAAUUUAUUCUACCAUACCGAUAAGGAACUGGCCGACUUGAGAAAACUGCUUGUCCGGCAGACCAUAGAGAACCAAAAACUUAACGAUUUGUUAAAAUAAAAGGUGUGCUAAGGUUAAGGAGAUGAUCUCUAUCUACAAUAUCCAGAUUUUGGAUAAGGACAAUAUCGUUCUUAAGCCAAAGAAUGUGAAUGAGCUGAACUACCUUAUUCAUGAACUUACUGAGACAUUAAUGAAAAGAUCUGAGGAUGAAAUUAGUCUCGGGCUGAAAACCAGAGAUCUUGAAUACUCCCAACAUGAAACAAAAAUGGUGAAAGGAGAGCUCAAAGCUCUCCAAAGAAAGUUUCAUAUUCUCAAACAAGAAAUUAAAUUUUCUAAAAAUAAAAUAAGUGAUAUGAAGUGGGUUCAUAAGGACAAUCUCAGAGACCUUGUCUCUGCAAAGAAAGAGAAUCAUGAAAUGGGUGUUAAAAUACAAGGGCUCACUGAAGGUCUCCACAGCAUUGAAGAUUACCAGUUAGAAGACGGAAAAGUGAACAAUAAAAUGAUUCAUGUUCUUUUAAAAGAAAACAGAAUACUUAGGAAGCAGCUGCAUCAAGUUGAACUGUCAGAUCAGAGUCCCUAG